Messenger RNA from Ananas comosus (pineapple), 2163 nucleotides. RefSeq lists its product as uncharacterized. Gene Ontology annotation, biological process: RNA processing. Lineage: Eukaryota; Viridiplantae; Streptophyta; Magnoliopsida; Poales; Bromeliaceae. The transcript has 14 exons. The coding region runs from base 124 to 1749 and encodes 541 amino acids. Gene Ontology annotation, molecular function: RNA binding; nucleotidyltransferase activity. The record is from RefSeq and is a predicted model, not a curated record.
UUGGGUUUAAGCGAGCGCCGCGCGACACGCACACGCACAAGCACACGGCUCUCUUGUUCCUGUAAACAAUGGGCGAAGCGGCGCAGGUUUGAGUGCUCAUAAGAUGACCUUCUCGCGACGCUCAUGGCGAUAAGCGGGCGCAACGAUCCUCUUCUCUCUACCGCACUUUUCCGUCGCCUCCGAUUCGUUCUCUCUCAACUCCAGAGGUGGAGCCACACAUCGGCGGGAGAGAACGAGAGCGCUACUCUCAGGGACUCGGGUUCGAAUCUCCCACCGAAGAAGGGUCCUUUCGAUCCUUCAACUUGGAGGACUAUGGAUUCAAGGACUGUUGGUAUUAACAAGUCGGCAAUAUCUUCUUCCACUUGGACAGUUUUGAAAGUUCUUCAAAAAAAAGGUUUCGAAGCCUAUCUUGUUGGUGGAUGUGUAAGGGACUUGCUUUUAAAGAGAACACCAAAGGAUUUUGAUGUGAUCACCACUGCUAGUCUUAAACAGAUUAGGAAACAAUUUCAUCAUUGUAGAGUUAUAGGACGUCGCUUCCCAAUAUGCCAGGUUCAAGUUUUAGGCUCCAUAAUUGAGGUUUCAAGCUUUAGCACCAUCAAUAAGAGCAACAAAGAAAGGCAACAAGUUGUUUUAUCUGAAAUAUCAGAUAAUUGUGAUGAGAAAGACAUUCUUCGCUGGAAGAAUUGUAUGGAACGAGAUUUUACUAUUAAUGGUCUGUUCUUUGAUCCCUUUGAUUCUACCAUCUAUGAUUAUGUGAAUGGAAUAAGGGACAUAAAGGCAUCAAAGGUGUGCACUGUAAUUCCAGCUCAUAUAUCAUUCAAAGAAGAUUGUGCUAGAAUUUUGCGUGGCUUGAGAAUUGUUGCUCGCCUUGGUUUUCGAUUUUCUAAGGAAACUGCAACUGCAAUACGGGAUCUUUCUUCAUCCGUAAUAACCCUCGAGAAGUCAAGGCUGCUGAUGGAACUAAACUUUAUGCUGGCUUAUGGAGCAGCUGAAUCCUCUAUAUAUUUGCUUCAGAAAUAUCAACUCCUUCAGGUGUUGCUCCCUUUUCAUGGCGCAUACCUGGCACAUCAGACCGAAGACAAAUCCACUGAAAGGACUAAUAUGCUCAUGAAGUUAUUUUCAAAUGUUGAUAAACUAUUUGCUGCUGACCGUCCAUGUGACUGCACCUUAUGGCUAGGACUGUUGGCCUUUCAUCUGACGCUGGUAAAUCACCCUCAAGAUGCUCCCGUAGUUUGGGCUUUUGCCUCUAUUAUGUAUUAUGGAAGAUGGACUAGAGCCAUAGAGUUUGUAAGACAAAAUGUUCAGUGUGCGGUUCAGUUUGUUCCUGAAAUUCUACUGCCGGCUGAAACCAAGUCUGACGAGCUACUUCUAGAAGAAACAUCACAUUUUGCAUCUUUGGUUAAGUCUUCUGUUGAUGCUUUUACCUGCAUAGACGCUCUUCAGAAGUCAUUGGCUAGAUAUCCAGAGUCUUCUCCAUGUUUAGGACUGGUCAUUGUGUCUGAGAAGAUGGGAAAAAGUGUGUCCAAACUUUUUGAUGGGCUGGAGACUGAUAUAACAUCUUAUGGUAAGAAAAGAGAAACAUAUGACAUUAACUACGCUCUGCUCAAAAAGGGGGAUCCUGAUGAAACCAGAUUUGCUAUGGGAAAAAUCAUUAUGGAUACAAUGAAUGAUGGGCUAAGUAACAGAGAAACUAGUAGUGGAAUUUCCACGCAUAGAGGCCAUGUUCCACUGUCUUCAUUAUUUAAGUAGAGAAGAUCUCACAUAUUUGGGGAAAUUUCUGGAGCUAGUUUGGGCUUUGCUAAGGGGUGUUGAGAUUAACUUGCAGAAGUUAGAGAAGGUCGGGAUUAACCGUGCUUGCUCUCGAAUAUCAUUCAUCACCAGUUUUCAAGUAAGUUAGAGAUUGUGUGGAGCUGCUCAUAGGUUUCGCGAGAAGCAUCCGAUUAAACUGCAUUAAUUGUAAGUUAAUGCAUAACAUGUGAGGACUAACUGAAAGAGUAGUUUAUUUAGUCGUACACUGAAUUGCUAGUUAUCAACAUCUAGUAUUCUGUAUAUCGUGUUGUAGCCUCACUUACAGCAUUGAAGAAUGUAUAAUCAAGAUCCUGGCUAAUCAAAAUUCUUUGCAGUUGUAUGACUAAUAAACUCUUUAAUUUUUCAUUGUUCUAA